Messenger RNA from Pistacia vera, 1281 nucleotides. Its product is annotated as F-box protein At2g26160-like. Bases 1 to 1281 code for a protein of 426 amino acids. The transcript has a single exon. The record is from RefSeq and is a predicted model, not a curated record. NCBI's taxonomy places the organism in Eukaryota, Viridiplantae, Streptophyta, Magnoliopsida, Sapindales, Anacardiaceae.
AUGAGCAAUUCUGACUGUUCAUCAUCUCCUUCAUCUCAACGUUCAAGGAGAGUUAGGGUUUCAGCCUUCCCCAGUGACACACCCAACUGGCUGUCCCUUCCUGACGAUCUCUUCCCUUGUGUCACAAUCCGUCUCAAUUCAAAGGUCGACACCCAAAGCUUCCGAGCUGUUUGCCGCAAACUUCAUUCAGUCAUCUCUCCACCUCGAGCUCUUCAUUCUCCUCUUUCAAAACUGAUAAGGAUUAACUUCCCUGAUUGCAAAAAAAGGCACCCCGGUGGACACCUUCUUCUCUCUCAGUCCACCAUUUAUGCAAUCGAACCUCUUGGCGAAAUCUUGAACGCACACGACACUAAAACGUGGUGGGUCAGAGUCAAAGAAUCUUACAAUGGAAAGGUCCAGCUCGAGGAUCCAUUUUCUGGACGUCGAGUUAAAAACUUCACUGGUAUCAUCCCAAAGCACUUGAGCUCUCUCAACUAUCGAGUUAAAGAGAUUACAAAAGUCUACAGACUUGAGUUCGUUGGUCGAUCUACAACUACAUCCGGCAAAUUUAACAGCUGGGAACCGAAUUUUUUCCAGAAGGUGGUUGCUUCGCCGUGUCUGGAGGAAAAUGGUGCUGAUUUUUCGAUGAUGGUGAUGUAUUCUCCGGAUGAGAUACUGGCCGCCUGGAGAUAUGGUGAAGCGAAAUGGCGUGAUAUAGAGUUUUUCAAAGACGACAUGCUUGCUGACAUAGUUUAUCAUGAUGGGAAGUUUUAUGCUUUGGGCUACCUCGGUAGUCUUUUAUGUUUUGAUAUCAAAACUGGGGUAGAUACUAAACUGAUGCCACCGGGGCAGCAUGAUAGAUGUUUUGGUUGUGGGUCUCGCUACUUGGUUGACUCGCUGAAAGAUUUAUUCUUGGUGGUUAAACGGUGCCGGGAUACUAUCAUGGUCCUCAAGCUUAAUAAAAAGAGACUGAAGUGGGAGCCGGUUAGGGAUUAUUUGGGGGAUCGUGUGUUAUUUGUGAGUAAGAAUUGCACCUACUCUGUUUCGGCCAAGGAGUUUUGGGGUUGUAAACCGAAUUGUAUUUAUUACACGGAUGAAUUCCCUUUCUGUUAUGAGGAUGGUGUCCCGACCCGCCCUGGAAAGAACGCGAGGAUAUAUGACUUGAAGAAACAUGUUGCUGGACGCCCCUCAACGUUUCCAGGCUAUGGAAAACUCUUCUGGCCACCGCCUCCAUGGCUGACGGACCUACCGGAGUAUCUAUACCAUGAUUCUGAUUGUAAGUGUUUUUCCUUUUUCUUUUAG